This is a messenger RNA of Papilio machaon (common yellow swallowtail), 3366 nucleotides long. RefSeq lists its product as uncharacterized. The transcript is spliced from 9 exons. The coding region runs from base 127 to 3267 and encodes 1046 amino acids. Lineage: Eukaryota; Metazoa; Arthropoda; Insecta; Lepidoptera; Papilionidae. The record is from RefSeq and is a predicted model, not a curated record. Gene Ontology annotation, biological process: regulation of gene expression. Gene Ontology annotation, cellular component: nucleus.
CGUGACUAUCCCAACGCCGCCAUAUUGCGUUUGUGCGGUGCCAAGGGAUCAUGUCGCAGGGUCCCCGAUUUUUAAAAUAUUUAUAAGUUUAUAAACGUGUCACAUGGAAUGUAGUUUGAUGACAAAAUGAAUGGGGGAGUGAAUGGCAGUAUGGAGGAAGUAAUGGAGGUAUCACAUCCAACUUCCCCUAAGGGCAAGCAACUUACCUCUGAAGACAAUGAGCUGGACAACUGCAGUGAAACCAGCACCAGUGCCGAGGUACACAAUCAUGUGAACAUUACUGAGGAGCUAACAACUGAAGAUACAUUGACUUGCUCAACAGAAAAUGAUAGCGAAAAUAGUGAUAAAUUAUGUGAUGUAAAAAUACCAAAUACAGAAGAAGGGGAGGAUUCUCAAAGUGAGAGUCCCAUGGAAAACCAAUGUAACAUUAGUACUGAGCCAAGUCCUGCAGCUCCAGAUACUGAGUCCACCAGAUCUGCUGAUAUAGAAAACGAUAAAUUUGAUGGUGAAAACAGUGAAACUGAGGAAUUGCAACAUUCUAAUGUGAAUUUAGAUAACAAGGAAACACAUAAUAAUAACAAAGCAGAAAAAGAGUCAUUGGAUGAAGAAGAUACUACAGCGUCGACAGAAGAUAAAUCUGAAGAUGUAGGUUUGAAUUUAGAUAUUCAAAAUGACAUUUGUGAUGAAGAUUCCUCUAAGGAAAAUGAAACAAAAGUGGAGGAUACUGACAUAGAAUUUGUUGAAAAUGAAGAUAAUAAAAAUGAACAAAAUGGUGAGAGUCAAGAUUACCUUAUCCUUGAUGGAGAAGAUGGGUUAGAGAAUGCAGAAGUUAUCAUAGAGAAUAAUAUAAAAAUUCCAGUCCCAGAAAAUAAAGUACAGUUACGUAGGAGCAGUAGAGCUAUCAAAAGAAAGAGAUAUGAUGAUGAUUUGGAGAAUGGUAAUGAUGUAUCAGAUGAGGCUGUACACAUAGAAGAUAAUCUAAGGCGCAAGUCUCGUCCAAUUGUGAUCAGUGACCCUAAAUCAUUAGUACAAAUGGCUGUAAAACAAAUGAAAGGAAAUGUAUCAAGUCACCAGAAGAAAGAAACCACAGUUGUUAUCUUAGAUACAAAUGCUAUUACACAAAACAAACCGAUACCUAUAAAAAAUGCAAAUCUCUUAAGUGCGCACAAUUACAUGAACUAUGUAGGUCGGGGCACCUCAAUUACACCUGUUAGUGCUAAAACUAAUUCAUCAAUACAAAGCAGUUCUUCAGGCAGUGCACAACCUCUUAUACUGCCUUCGCUUACAGAUGAUAUGUUUGUUGUUGAGGCACCAUCUUUCAUUGUACCAUAUGUGUAUGAGAAACCUUCAAUAAAGCCUUUUAGAGAAUUUGUUGAUUUAUUGGGUAAUGAACUAGAGAAACAGAAAUCCAAGGAGGAAAAAGAUAGUGCUGUAGAUAAAGACAAACUUGAAGCAAACAAAGAUGAGAAGGUGGAUGAGGAGAAAUCUGAAGCUGAAGCAGUAACUGCUGAAGCAGAGAAAGGGGCUGACAAAGAAGAAUUGAAAGAACAAGAUGAAGAUAAAGAACAUAAAGAAGAGAAAAAGAAAAGCAAAGAGGAAAAGAAAGCUGAAAAAAGGAAGAAAGGAAAUGAAGAUGAUGAUGAUGCAUCUUGGGAUGGUGAAAGCUCUACAGAAUCUGAUGAUGAAGCAGGCAGCGAUGAUGAGGAAAAAACAGUGGUGAUCAAAGAUAAGGCAGAUUUAAGUGAUGAACUGAAAGAUGUCACAAGGUUACCUGUAGACAAGGUGGUUUGUGGAAAGUCCGAUAACUAUUUUGACUGUUCCCUCGGUAAGUUCUUUAUGGAUAUCGGUUUAAACCUUGUCCAAGAAUUUGUACAAAAUGAUUUGCUCAAACAACAAAAUAGAAAGCUCUCCAGAGAGAAAAGAGCAGGUCAUAAUACAAGGGCUACGGAAACUUCUAUUGCAUCUCUAAUGAAAAACUUAGAGAUUAGCCAAGAAAAGAACAGUCCUUAUAGACAUAAACAAAACAAGUGUGAAUUUUGUAGUUUUAAAUCUGAGUCAAUGUUAGUAAUGCUGCAUCACUUGGAGACGCCGCAUAUGAAAAACAGUGUGUAUAAGUGUAACUAUUGUUCAUUUGAGAUACGAAGUCCCCAUGACAUACUGUAUCACAUGGAAGCGGAGCACAAUGUGCGCGGCAAGCUAGAGAGGGCUCCCGCAUAUCACCAAUGUGCCAACUGUCCCUUCGAGGACAACGGCAAGGGCAAACUGGCCCGACAUCUUCUGCCAUGCUCAAGGAAGUUCAAACCGGAAACCAAUUUGGCACCACCUAUUGAAUGGGAACCACCAGCUAAAAUACCAAAGAUAACGCGGUCGCGCAACAACAUGAUGGGUACAUACCAGUCGGCAUUCAAUCGAGGCGGAAUGGGUGUGCGCACUCCGAUACCGGGCGGGCUGACGCCUGUGGGCGCGGCGGGGGCAUUCAGGGCGCGCGGCCGCAGCCCCCUGUUACCCGCACCCCGUGCAGCCCUCCCCGCGCCAGUGCUCCGCGGCGGCGCUAUCAUACGACAGGGCUCGCCUUCACUACUACCCACAAACUUUGCUGCGAAUAACAAGGGUGGUAAAUGUAUGCAGCAGCCCUCAAUAUCUAUAACACCGCUGCCGCGCCAGCCGCUGCCCGUCCUACCUCAGCCGGCGCACCAGAACAAGGGCUCGUUCGUCAUCUGCGAGAUAUGUGAUGGCUACAUAAAAGAUCUGGAGCAGCUCCGCAAUCACAUGCAGUGGAUACACAAGGUCAAGAUACAUCCCAAGAUGAUAUAUAACAGGCCACCGUUGAACUGUCAGAAGUGUCAGUGCAGGUUCUUCACAGAUCAAGGUCUUGAGAGACAUCUUUUGGGGUCACACGGUCUUGUCACCAGCUCUAUGCAGGAAGCCGCCAACAAGGGUAAAGACGCCGGAAGAUGUCCAGUGUGUGGAAGGGUGUACCAAUGGAAGUUGCUCAACCAUGUUGCUCGGGAUCACAAUCUGACAUUAAAGCCGGCACAUUUAUCCUACAAAUGUACAGUUUGUACCGCCACCUUUGGUAUGUACAAGCAAUUCGAGAGUCACGUGUAUUCAGCACACAGUGUGGUAGCCAAGCGUGUCAUGGAUAAAAGCAAGAUUCCCCCGGCGAAACCCACCAAUGACUCCUUGCUCAAGCCACUCAAGAUCAACGAUGAAAUUACAAUCAUACCACAGUCAGCUAAACCCGCCUCCGCUGCUAAACAAAAAUAAGGAUCGGUGGUGGUACAUCGUGACAGCUGGCAGAGACACUAAGGGUACAUUCCCAAAAUUAUUUGUUCCAUCUAAAAAUAUAAGAGUAUAUUUUAAAUC